Vanessa atalanta (red admiral) is the source of this 643-nucleotide messenger RNA. RefSeq lists its product as uncharacterized. Lineage: Eukaryota; Metazoa; Arthropoda; Insecta; Lepidoptera; Nymphalidae. The coding region runs from base 74 to 574 and encodes 166 amino acids. The transcript has 3 exons. The record is from RefSeq and is a predicted model, not a curated record.
UUUACACUAGUUAACCAUAUUUUAUUGAAGAGUCACAACCUAAUUGUCCUUAACAUUUGUAUGUUCAUUGAAGAUGUUUCUUUAUCUUCUAAUACUAAGUGCUUUGAAUAUUUCUUUAGCACUGCCUAAUGGAAUUAUUCCACAGAAUGUCAUUACCGUACCACCUAAUUGUCCUCCGGGUCAAGAAUUCAUAAAUGGACAAUGCAGAGACAUUUGGAAAAGUGGACUCACAACACCAUUGCCACCAUCGCUGAUAUACGGCAAAAAUGUCACCCCUAUGAAUAUGGUCACCGUACCUACAAACUGCCCUCCAGGUCAACAAUUUAUAAAUGGACAAUGCCGUGAUGUUUGGAAAGGAGCUUUAGCUGAAUCGAUGCUUUUUGAAAUGUUAUUAAAAAAUCCAUUGGCAAGAUCAGCUACUCGUAAUAAUCAAUUGUCCAAGCGCGAAGAAGACAAAAAUGGAAAAAACAUUCUUGAAAGUAAUGACUCUUUAAGAAAUAUAAUAAGUGUCCCGACUCAGUGUCCUGAAGGUUAUAGACCUGACGCUCUUGGAAUUUGUCGCAGAAUUUUUUAAUAUCUUUUAAUUUUAUUGUUGAUGGAAUAUAUCCUAACGAAUUUAUAUGAAUAAAAAUAUAACCAUUUA